Poecilia latipinna (sailfin molly) is the source of this 3028-nucleotide messenger RNA. RefSeq names its product ATP-binding cassette sub-family D member 1-like. Gene Ontology annotation, biological process: fatty acid beta-oxidation; very long-chain fatty acid catabolic process; peroxisome organization. The record is from RefSeq and is a predicted model, not a curated record. The transcript is spliced from 17 exons. Bases 259 to 2520 code for a protein of 753 amino acids. Gene Ontology annotation, cellular component: peroxisomal membrane. Lineage: Eukaryota; Metazoa; Chordata; Actinopteri; Cyprinodontiformes; Poeciliidae. Gene Ontology annotation, molecular function: long-chain fatty acid transmembrane transporter activity; ATP hydrolysis activity; ATP binding.
UCUGUUCGGCAGAAGUGGGUCGGAUCCGGAAACUUUGACUGUUUUGGACAUAUUUCCACAUCAAAGUUCCGGUUAGCCGUUAGCUUUAGCUAGCUUCCCCAACACCGGCCGGUAAGGUUUCGGUCCGGAUGCACGACGGGAAGUUCCGAGAAGUUCGGUGAUCAUUAUGUUUCAUGGAUCAAUAACGGAACCAGAACCAGUUCAGUGGAGCGUCAGGCUCUCAGGAUCCAGGCUGUGAUUGGUCAGCUGGCUGUCAUCAUGCAGCUGGCCAAUGAGAAGCUGCCAGCUCAGCUGAGGCGAAGCUCCAGACUCAGGAAGAUGGCCGCCAUCCUGAUCGCUGCCUACGCUGUCAAAAAGCUGUCUCCGUACAUGUGGAGGAGGCUACAGAGAGGGGCAGCAGGUGAUGAGGGAGGCGGGGCUAAAACACCUGUGGGCGUGGUCAGCACUGUGGAGGGCAGGGAAGAUGAGAAGAAGAAGAAAGUGGACAGGUCUCCAUCAGUCAACAGAGACUUCGUCCUCAGACUGUCUCACCUGCUGAAGCUCCUGUUUCCACGGUUACUGUGUCCAGAGUUUGGCCUGCUCGCUCUGCACUCCAUCACCCUGAUGUCCCGCACCUUCCUGUCCAUCUACGUGGCUUCUCUAGACGGUAUGAUCGUCAGGUGCAUCGUGCAGAAAGAUCCGCGCGCCUUCGUGCUGCAGCUGUCCAAGUGGCUCCUCGUCGCAGUUCCUGCGACGUUCAUCAACAGCGCCAUCAGAUUCCUGGAGGGUCAGCUGACCCUGAGCUUCAGGAGUCGAUUGGUCAGCCACGCCUACCAGCUGUACUUUACCAACCAGACGUAUUACCGCAUCAGCAACAUGGACGGCCGUCUGUCCAACCCGGACCAGUCUCUGACCGAGGACAUCGUGAUGUUCUCUGCCUCCGUCGCUCACCUGUACUCCAACCUGACCAAGCCCAUCCUGGACGUGGUGGUCACCUGCUACACGCUGCUGCGCACCGCCCAGUCCAAAGGGGCCGACACCACAUGGCCCUCUGCCAUCGCCGGCCUGGUGGUGGCGCUCACCGCCAAGGUGCUGCGCUCCUGUUCGCCGCACUUUGGGAAGCUGGUGGCCGAGGAGGCAAAGAGGAAGGGAGACCUGCGCUACAUGCACUCACGCAUCAUCGCCAACUCCGAGGAGAUCGCUUUUUACGCCGGACACAAGGUGGAGCUGUCCCAGCUGCAGCGGAGCUACGCCUCCCUCUCAUCUCAGAUCCAUCAGAUCCUGCUGAAGCGGCUCUGGUACGUCAUGCUGGAGCAGUUCCUCAUGAAGUACGUCUGGAGCGCGUCCGGUCUCGUCAUGGUGGCCGUGCCCAUCAUCACCGCCACAGGAUACUCCAAAAAUGACUCUGAGGAGGUGAAGCGGGCAGCCAUGGUAAUGAAAGAGGAGGAUCUGGUCAGUGAGCGAACGCAGGCCUUCACCACAGCCAGGAACCUCCUGAACGCCGCCGCCGACGCUGUGGAGAGGAUCAUGAGCUCCUACAAGGAGGUGACGGAGCUGGCCGGCUACACGUCCCGCGUCUGGGAGAUGUUUGUCGUGUUUGAGGACGUGAGCCGAGGAAUCUACCGCCGCUCCGCCGACCCAGAGGAACCAGCAACCCGCCGAGGAGCAGCGGUCCUGCAGGGCCAGAGGAUCAGCGGCCCGCUGCAGAUCAGAGGUCAGGUGAUCAGCGUGGAGAAUGGGAUUCGCUGUGAGAACCUGCCCAUCAUUACGCCUACUGGAGACGUUGUGGUAUCCAGCCUCAACAUUCAGGUGGAGGACGGGAUGAAUGUUCUGAUUACGGGUCCAAAUGGCUGCGGGAAGAGUUCGCUGUUCAGGAUCCUCAGUGGGCUCUGGCCCGUUUACAGAGGAGCUCUGUACCGACCAGAACCGCACAACAUGUUCUACAUCCCCCAGAGGCCUUACAUGUCAGAGGGAACCCUCAGAGACCAGGUCAUCUAUCCGGACUCGGUGGACGACUUGGUCCGGAAGGGACUGACGGAUUCGGACCUGGAGGAGAUCCUCCGGACCGUCCACCUGCUCUACAUCCUGGACAGGGAGGGCGGCUGGGAGUCUGUCAGCGACUGGAAAGAUGUUCUUUCUGGAGGAGAGAAGCAGAGGAUGGGGAUGGCCCGCAUGUUCUACCACCGGCCGCGGUACGCCCUCCUGGAUGAAUGCACCAGCGCCGUCAGCAUCGACGUGGAGGGAAAGAUCUUCCAGGCUGCAAAGGAUGCUGGGAUAGCGCUGCUGUCCAUCACCCACCGGCCCUCCCUCUGGAAGUACCACUCCCACCUGCUGCAGUUCGACGGAGAGGGAGGCUGGAAGUUUGAGCCGUUGGACGCCUCCGCACGCCUGUCCAUGCAGGAGGAGAAGCAGCGCCUGGAGAACCAGCUGUCUGGGAUUCCCAGGAUGCAGCAGCGGCUGUCCGAGCUGCGGCUGCUGCUGGGGGAGCUGGAGGACGAGGACACGGCGGAGGGCCGGGUCACAGCGGCGCCGCUCUGCUAGAGGGAGCGCGCACGUGACCGCGCACGUGUGUUCUGGGGAGGCACCUGAGCAUCCACGUAAUUUAAAUUUUUAACCAGUUCCUGUUUGCUGUCUGAGGCUCCGCCCCUUCCUGCCCGUUGUUCCGGGUCAGAGGUCACCUGCCCUGGACAGCAGACACACCUGUGGUGUGAGGAACCUGGUUGUGGUCCCACAUUUCAAAGCUUUUAGUAACUGAUUGUUAUUAAUUAUUACAUGUUGAUGUCAUCCAUGAUGCUGCAGUCGCUGCUUCAGCUGCCGAGCCUCACCUGUCAGGGGGCAGAGUUUCACCUGCAAACGACCCGGUUAAACCUGAACCAGUACACUGAUGGAUCAGCAGUCAGAAUCAGUCUGCUUCUGUUCCCUACCUGUGAUUGGCCACCUGCAGAUGACUCCGCCCCCUCUCAGGUGAGCUCCAAUCAGACAGGAAGCUGCUGCUGGUCACAGCUGUUACUCCCAGGACCGUGCGUCCCUGGGGGCGUGCACGUAUCCC